UCGUCGGGCAAGGUCAAGUCGGUUCAGCUGUGGGACAAGUCCAAGGAGGACCUCCUGAAGCAGCUCGGUGAGCUCAAGACUGAGCUCGGUCAACUGCGCAUCCAGCAGGUUGCCUCGUCUGGCAGCAAGCUCAACAAGAUCCACGACCUGCGCAAGUCCAUCGCCCGUGUCCUCACCAUCAUCAACGCCAAGCAAAGGGCUCAGCUCCGUCUGUUCUACAAGAACAAGAAGUACGCUCCCCUCGACCUCCGCCCCAAGCAGACCCGCGCCAUCCGCCGCCGGCUAUCACCCGAGGACAAGGCUCGUCUCCUUGAGAAGGCCAAGAAGCGCAACGUGCACUUCCCUCAGCGCAAGUUUGCCGUCAAGUCCGCUUAG
Molecule: messenger RNA, 375 nt
Organism: Geosmithia morbida
Lineage: Eukaryota; Fungi; Ascomycota; Sordariomycetes; Hypocreales; Bionectriaceae
Product: large subunit ribosomal protein L35e
Exons: 3
Biological process (GO): translation; maturation of LSU-rRNA from tricistronic rRNA transcript (SSU-rRNA, 5.8S rRNA, LSU-rRNA)
Cellular component (GO): ribosome; cytosolic large ribosomal subunit
Molecular function (GO): structural constituent of ribosome; mRNA binding
Source: RefSeq, a predicted model, not a curated record